Messenger RNA from Nicotiana tabacum (common tobacco), 2428 nucleotides. RefSeq names its product putative protein phosphatase 2C 23. The record is from RefSeq and is a predicted model, not a curated record. NCBI's taxonomy places the organism in Eukaryota, Viridiplantae, Streptophyta, Magnoliopsida, Solanales, Solanaceae. Gene Ontology annotation, molecular function: protein serine/threonine phosphatase activity. Gene Ontology annotation, biological process: protein dephosphorylation.
AUAUUUAUGAAUUUAAAUGCUAAAGCUUCAUCAAUAACCACCUGCUAUAAACUUUCAAAUUUCAAUCUUGAUAUUCCUCUCUUCUUUUCUCAUGGACUUACAGCUUUAUUCUCUCCCUAAUUAUUCACUUUGAAAUAGUAUUAUCUCCAUAAAAAUCUUAUGCAGCAAAAAGAUGUCCUUCUCAACAUGUUAAGCCCGAGCAAUUAGCUGCUGCAAGAUUGGACGUCUAUCUAUUUCACUGCAAUCCUAAGUCGAAGACCAAUCAGAAGUGCUUCUUACUUGAAUAUUCAUCAAAUUUGCUUGAUAUUUUUAACUUAUCAAAUAAAGGAUGGGAAACGGAAUUGGAAAGUUGAAGCAGUGUUUUGCAGGAGAUGUUGGAGAAAUCUCAAAACGACGCCAUGAUAUUGGCGUAGACCUCUUUGAUACUCUUGACAGAGGAUUAGGCCAUUCUUUUUGCUACAUCUUGCAUGAUUCAUCAUCCAAGAAUCACCCUUUUUCAGAAGACUCCUCUUCUUCCACCACUACCACUAUCUCCAGUGCCAGCAGCAGCAGCCAAACGACGGCGUUUCGCACCAUCUCCGGCGCCUCUAUCUCCGCCAACGCCUCCACGCCUCUGUCCACUGCCCUCGUCGACGUUUGCCCUUCAAAAACCAAUACUUAUAUAGAGAAGUCGUCAGCUUUUGAAAGCUCACAGUGGUUUUCUUCUUUCCCUCUUCAGCCAAUUCCCAGGAGAUCAAUUUGUUCGGGCCCUAUUCCCCGAGUUUCUACCUUGGGCCCGGUCGAUAGGGGAUUCCUCUCCGGUCCAAUAGAGCGGAGUUUCAACUCCGGUCCAUUGGACAAUCAGUAUGAUCAGCUCCAAAGGUACAAACCUGAGUCUAGUAAAUGGCAUUUAGUUAGGAAUUUAAAGAAAGUUUUAUCAAGCUCUCUUUUGGGGUUUCAAGAAAUGAAUUUGGCAGAGGAGAAAAAUGCGAUUAAAGACCCAUUGAUUAAUAGUUUGAGUAGUGAAAACAGUUUGGCUGAUGAAGAUGAGGAAAAUGAAUUAUUUAGAAGUCAAAAUGUGCAGUGGGCAGAGGGAAAAGCAGGGGAAGACAGAGUACAUGUAGUGAUUUCUGAAGAACAUGGUUGGGUUUUUGUUGGGAUUUAUGAUGGAUUUAAUGGACCUGAUGCUACUGAUUUUCUACUGAAGAAUCUUUAUUCAAAUGUAUUCAAGGAACUCAAGGGACUGCUAUGGAAUGACAAGUUAGAUACCUCCGAAAAUUUCAUGUGUAACGAGACAGUUAUCGUUCAGAAUCAAGAAUUAGAUCAAUCAAAAUCGAACAAUUCAGGACCUGACACAGUUGCUAGUAUUAACCAUUUAGACGUGUUGAAGGCGUUAUCAGAGGCGCUGAGAAGAACCGAGGCAUCAUAUUUGGAGAUCACAGAUAUGAUGGUGAACGAGAACCCCGAAUUGGCCUUAAUGGGAUCUUGUGUUUUAGUUAUGAUGAUGAGAGGAAAAGAUGUUUAUUUGAUGAAUGUUGGAGAUAGCAGAGCUGUUUUAGCUCAAAAUCCUGAAUCCGAUCGUUCCAUUUGUAAUUUGGAUCGGAUAAAUGAGGAGAGUCUAAAUAACAUUGAUGCACAACUCUACAGAACUGAUUCAGAUCGAAAGCACAAUCUAACUUCUUGUCAACUUACUAUGGAUCAUAGCACAUCUGUUAAAGAGGAAGUUGUUAGGAUUAGAAGUGAGCAUCCUGACGACGCUUCUGCUAUAAAAAAAGAUAGAGUAAAAGGUUCUUUAAACGUUACUCGAGCUUUCGGAGCAGGUUAUCUCAAGCAGCCCAAAUGGAACAAUGCACUUCUAAAGGUUUUCAGAAUAGACUACGUUGGAAAUUCGCCUUAUAUCAACUGUUUACCAUCGCUUUACCACCACAGACUUAGCCCAAGAGACAGAUUUCUGAUCUUAUCAUCUGACGGACUUUACCAAUAUUUCAACAAUAAAGAAGCAGUUGCUGAAGUUGAGACCUUUAUGUCUAUAUUUCCCGAGGGAGAUCCCGCGCAACAUCUUGUUGAAGAAGUGUUAUUUAGAGCUGCAAAGAAAGCUGGUAUGGACUUCCAUGAGUUACUUGAUAUACCACAAGGGGAUCGUAGGAAGUACCACGAUGAUGUCUCGAUUAUCAUCAUAUCGUUCGAAGGAAGGAUAUGGAGAUCAUCUGUGUAAAUCAGGGCAGUCCGGUGCACUAAGCUCCCGCUAUGCAUGGGGUCCGGAGAAGGGCCAGACCACAAGGAUCUAUUGUACGCAGUCUUACCCUACAUUUCUACAAAAGGUUGUUUCCAUGACUCGAACCCUUGACCUCCUAGUCACAUGGCAACAACUUUACUAGUUACGCCAAGACUCCCUUCCAUAUGUGUAAAUCAGCAGAAAAGAAUAUAAAGAUCAAACUAAUUUUGCUUA